Teleopsis dalmanni is the source of this 2043-nucleotide messenger RNA. Its product is annotated as hybrid signal transduction histidine kinase K. Lineage: Eukaryota; Metazoa; Arthropoda; Insecta; Diptera; Diopsidae. The record is from RefSeq and is a predicted model, not a curated record.
GUGAAUUUAUUACCGACAUUUUUAUAUUAGAAAAAAGUUCUCUGUGUUUUACCGGAAAAAUAUUCUAUUGAUUUUGAAGUAAAUUGAAAUUUAAUAUAAAUUUAAAUAUGCUAAUUUGUGAAUAUAGCAAAGUGUUAAACAUAAGAGCAUUAGUUAUUGUCACACAAUUGCUGUUACUUCACCGGAAAAUUCAAUGCGUGACAUCAGAAUAUGAUCCAGUAGCUAAAGGAGUCAUUCGCACGCGAUCACUGAAUACCAACAAAGUUUAUGAUCCAGCACAUUUUAUGAGAAAUUUAACAGACCCUGAAUCAGAGACGAAUGAAAAAAAUGACAACAAAAUCAAGGCGCCUCAUAAAGUCAACGCAACGAAAAGGACUUCCGGUAAAUAUGAAAUACUUUCUAUAUCCGGAAAUCCAAAUUAUAAAUCAGUAAAUCUUACAUGGGAAGUCGAGUUCGUGACACCGGCUCAAGUAUUGUCUACAGACUCAUCCAAUAUAGAUACAGUGACAAAUACCAGUAGUGAAGUGGAACCACCAAAAGGAUUUCAAAUCAUUUUCUGUGAAUUACAGUCAACAGGACCACAGCGGUGUCGUUCUAAGACAAUUAAUGGUAAUCAACAUCUUGAAUUAAGAAAUAAGAGAGGAAGGCAAAACUCGAAUUCUAAUAAUAAUAAUAAUAAUAAUAACAUAGACGUGAAACAUUUCUUUUCUAACUCCAAUUCCAGACCGACUCUACACUAUACAGCCACAAUUAAUAAUCUGCGAAUGGCAACCAAGUACAGUUUUCAAAUAAAUCCGCAACAAAUAUAUAAAGCAGCAAAAGUUGCCAAACGAUCUGAAGCUUUGGAUAUUGAAUUCGAAAAUGACGUUAACAGAGUAAACAGCACUGGUCAAACAAUAGUAGUGCCCACGAAAGGAUUUUCAGCAGAAGCAACCAAAUGUCUGCCACAUGCUUCAGAAAUCGAGGUGGAAACUGGACCCUAUUUCGGUGGAAAAAUUAUAGUAGACGGUGGUGCUUGUAGCAUAGAAGGGAGUUCGAAUGACCCUAGAGAAAAUUAUACGAUGCGUAUAGACCAUAAAUUGUGUGGCAGCUUAAUUAAACCAGAAACCAACACUGUGGAAACAUUCAUCACAGUUCAGGAAAAUUUAGACAUCUUUACACAUAGUACUAGAAGAUUCGUUGUAGUUUGUAGUUUUCAAUCUGGAAUGCAAACAGUUCGUGCUAGCUUCACAGUACCCGACAAAAAUGGAAAAGCUUCAUCCGUUGAAGAACUCGCCAACUCAGAUGAAAGCGCAAGUAGAGAACCGCGUCAGAUGCGUUUUGUGGAUAAAAGUGCGUUAAUAUUGAAAGAACCAAGUAGUUCAAGUGAGAGCAAGUCUGUUCCAAAAAAAAAUGAAAACUUUAUGGAAGAAAACAAAAGUGCAACAAACACCAGUUCAAAAAAUGUAAAUGAAAAAUCGGAAACAAACCAACAAAUCAGAGGUCUAAAAUCAAGCCCCAAAAAAAAAAUUAUUAAUACUAAAGAAAAUAAAACAGAGUUGCCAAUAAAAAAUAUAUUAUCGGCAAAGUAUGCAAAAUUAAUGACUGAACAGGAUGAAUACAAAGAUAGUGGAGUUAUGACGUCUCUAAUUCAUUAUAUAUCCGUGAACUUCGGUGGUGCAAUUCUUGCAGCUACACUCUUUAUGGUUGCUCUGGGUACACUGAUUAUUGUUGUUUAUCGUGAAGUGCGACUACAAAAUUUGAGAGAAGUAGUAAGAGUUAGAGAUCACUUUACAAACCCACAAUUUCAACCAAAAACAACGCCCAUCUCAUUGCACCAAAAACUUCAAUGUAGAAUUUAGAAUCUAUUUUUAAUUUUUCACAUUUACAUUUAAUUAAUUAUAUUUAAUUAAUUUUAUUUCAUAAUUUUAAUACGUAAGCAAUCUGCCUAUAAUUAUUUCUUUGAUAUAAGUGAGGGAAGGUGUAUGGAACGCUCGUUGAGGAUUAAUAGAACAUUGUUUCUUUUUAAACCUAACACUACCAAAAUUAGAUUAGACUAUGACU